Lactuca saligna is the source of this 1265-nucleotide messenger RNA. The record is from the annotation of a GenBank genome assembly. NCBI's taxonomy places the organism in Eukaryota, Viridiplantae, Streptophyta, Magnoliopsida, Asterales, Asteraceae.
AUGAAGAGUAGAUCAUCUUCAAAGCAAGGGAGGAUUAACAGAGUAGGGGUAUCAAUGGAAAAAGACAAAGUUGAUAAGGUUAAAGAGGAGCCUCAUCUCUCUGGUGCUUACAUACGUAGUCUAGUCAAACACUUGACCUCUACAAGGCCCAAAGAUCCCUUCGAUGGCGGAAUCGUAAAUACGAAUGGCGAUUCCUUCGGUGAUCAUAUCAAUAUGAAACAAGAAUCGCCACCACCACAACCACCACCUCCACCACCACAAAUCAAGAAACAAGUUAGGAGGAGGCAACACACCACUAGACCUUAUCAAGAACGCCUUCUAAAUAUGGCGGAAGCCAGGAGAGAAAUUGUCACCGCCCUUAAGUUUCAUAGAGCUUCCAUGAAACAACAAGAAGCCGCCAGCGUCACCGCCACCGCCACCACCACCGCCACCGCCACAGCCACUGCCGCCGCCACCUCCGUUCCUCAUUACUGGGCUAUACCUACAAUUGCUCCACCCCCUCUGCCGCCACUAUAUCAAGAAAAUCUAAAUUUCCCACUUCCUAAUCAAACUUUAGGAUUAAAUCUCAAUUUUCAAGAUUUUAAAAACUUAGACGCAAAUCUUUACCAGCACCCAUUAUCAAUAUAUCCCUCUUCAUCGUCAUUAUCAUCAUUAUCAUCAUCGUCAUCAUCUUCAUCUUCUUCAUCUUCAUCUUCAUUUACUUCCUCAUCUGCCGCCAUUUCCGCCGGUGAAACGGCAGCUGGCAUGCCGGAGGAGGUGGUAGCUGGCGGCCUACAUCAUGCCAUGGAUGAUGAGGAGCUUGAGGAGAUUAAGUCGUUAGGAGAGCAACACCAAAUGGAAUGGAAUGAUACUGUGAAUUUGAUGAUGUCAGCACGGUGGUUCAAGUUCUUGAAAACCAUGGAAAUUGGACAAGAGGAAACAAAAGUCGAUACCCAAAAAGAUGAUUUUCAUGGGUUUAAUCCGUUUGAUCAAAUUAUCGAAUUCCCACCUUGGUUGAUAAAUACAAAUGAGCAACACUUCCAUGAUCAUUUUUCUGAUGAUUACUUGCAAGAUCCUGCUUUAUCUUGCAUGGACAUUGGUGAAAUUGACGGAAUGGAUGACGGGGAAUGGCUAGCCUAAAAGAAGAUUGAUUUGUUUUUUUAAGUAAUCAAUUUGUGGAUGUAUUUUUGCAACAUUUUUAAGCUUCUUGUUAUAUCUCAUGCAACGCUUUCCUCUCUUUGUCGUGUAAUAAGUCUGCAGUAAAAUGUCAUAUGGAGAAAAAUCAG